Messenger RNA from Austrofundulus limnaeus, 4695 nucleotides. RefSeq names its product neural cell adhesion molecule L1-like protein. Gene Ontology annotation, cellular component: plasma membrane; axon. Gene Ontology annotation, molecular function: cell-cell adhesion mediator activity. Gene Ontology annotation, biological process: cell-cell adhesion; brain development; axon guidance. The record is from RefSeq and is a predicted model, not a curated record. Lineage: Eukaryota; Metazoa; Chordata; Actinopteri; Cyprinodontiformes; Rivulidae.
AAGUUAUUAUAACAUACAGACUUAAAGGAGGCGACACAAGUUUAAUUGAACAGAAGUUUUUUUUUAAGAAGAAACGCGCAGGUAAAAUGCGCCCGAGGCGAAGAUGACGCUCUUAUUGCGCACAGAGGCGCACAAAAAAAUACACCCCCUUCUUUUUUUUUGACGCGCACUUUUUUCCUCCACUCUUCAAAGCUUCUACAUGCCGAUGAUAGUAUGUGACAGCAGUCAUUUCCAGCUCCCUUUGCUUGUCCUUUGACCUCCGACGCUUCCAAAAUAGAGGAACGACCUUGCGAAGACUGAGUCUCACCCUGCAGUUGUUGACAGCCACUCAAGAGAGCCUCCAAAAAGAAGAAGGAAGCAACAAACUUUACGCACCAAAGUUGUGGUAAAGUUUUCUGAAUGGAGACUCCGGGCAGCGCGUCAGUCUCUUCCUAAUCGCCAUGCGGACUUAAAGCGCUCGUCACGCGUAAAGUUGGAACGGAUCCCUCGGGUCGGACAACUUUAAACAAACUCCGGGAGGGCUGAAGACUCUUAAACUUGCCCUGCUUAUGGGUUCUCUGUGCCCCCCGGAUUCCAACUGAAGAUAGCUGAGCCACACACUCUCCUGAUUUCUAUUUUCUUCACUGACCAGUAGGGUGUGAUGAGGUUUGCAGCGAGUUUAUCGCUAGUUCUGCUUUGGGCCUUCAGCUCCAGGAUCGCAGGCAUCAGUAUUCCUUUGGAAGUGGAGCAGCCUCCGACUAUAAUAAAUCAAACAUCGGGUCCUGUUAUAACGCUUCCUUUUGACAACACUCUCACUAUCAGAUGUGAAGCCAGGGGCAAUCCACCACCAAAAUACAGAUGGACAAAGGAUGACCAGCCCUUUGAGUUUCCAAACAUCCCAACAAUAAAAACCAACAACAAAAAUGGGACGUUUAUGCUUCACAACAAGCAUUUUGUCCAGUUUCAGGGAAAAUACAGAUGCUUUGCUUUCAACAAGCUGGGAACUGCCAUGACAGAGGAGGUUGAGAUCCAAGCUUUGGAGUCGCCCAGAUUCCCAAAGGAAACACUUGAUCCUGUUGUUGUUAAAGAGGGGGAACCAAUCAUCCUGCACUGCAACCCUCCUAAAGGUGUGCCUCCUCGUCAGAUCUACUGGAUGACUAUAGGUCUCAAGCACAUUGAACAGAAUGAGAGGGUCUCCAUGGGAGCAGAUGGCGACCUGUACUUCUCCUACGCCUUACCGAAGGACAGCUUUGAGGAUUACUGUUGCUGUGCUGCCUUUACUAAAAUACGGACAAUCGUCCAGAAAAACCCCAUGGUUGUUCAAGUUGAAAGAUUAAUACCUGGCAAUUACUCCUCCUCUGACAGUGGGAACGCAACUGAGCACCUACCAGUGAAAGCUCCCAGCCUUCUGCUGCCCUCUGGUGUUCAGACGGUGAAGGUGUUGCUGAAAGGAGACAAUCUGCAGCUGGAGUGUAUACCAGGAGGAUUUCCCAUCCCAAGCGUAACGUGGAUGAAACUGGGAGAAAGUCUGACUGAUCGGGUAAAAUUGAGCAACUUUAAAAGGCUGCUGACCAUAAGCUCUGUGGACCAGAAGGAUCAGGGGAAAUAUAUGUGCACGGCUGAAAACUCAGCUGGAAAGGCUGUCCAUUACUUUGAUGUGACAGUGGAAGAGCCACCUGCAUGGACUACAGAUCCAGCUCAGAACCAGCUGAAUGUGAUCGGGUCCGAUGUUGUUAUCAAGUGUUCAGUCAGUGGAAAUCCACCACCAGUCAUAACGUGGAGGAGGAACGGGAAAAUAUUCAGAGAUGAUCCAUUAAACAAUAGGCAAGUGCUCGAUGACACGGUGGUGAUUCACAAAGCCGGGGCAAAUGAAAGUGCUGUCUUCCAGUGUGAGGCCUCCAACAAUCAUGGCAGCAUUCUGGCUAACAUCAACGUCUUGGUCAUGAACAUGGCUCCUCUCAUUCUGACAAACAACUCCCAGGAGUACCAGGUGAUUGUUGGAGGGGAUGUCAUCAUGAACUGCAGUGUUUUCAGCUCUCCACCAUCUGACAUCUCCUGGAUCAAAAAUGACACGGCAAUUAAAGGAGAACGAUUCCAUAUUUUCGAGAAUGGACAAGCUUUGAAAAUUACCGGCACAGAAAAAAGCGACAGUGGAAUUUACGUUUGUGUGGCCAGCAAUGCAGAGGGCAUGUCAUUUCUCACUGCUGUGCUGGAUGUGAAAGACCCCACAGAAAUAAUUCGUCCACCACAGGAUUUGCAGAUCAUCAGUGGGACCUCAGCCCAGUUGAUGUGCGAUCCAAAGUAUGAUGAAAGUCUACAGAACACCUUUGAGGUGCUGUGGAGGAAGGAUGGGGAGGAAAUCUUACUCUCCUCAGAGGAAAAUUCAAGAUACAAAGUGAAUGUUGGCCAGCUGCAAAUCAUGAACGUGAACCUGAGCGAUCAGGGAAAGUAUACUUGUAUCGCCAAAACACACCUAGAUGAGGUCAACGCCACUGCCGUGCUAACAGUACUGGACGCUCCUGAUGCUCCAACGAGGUUAAAAAUAUCCGACAUCAAGAGUGAGAGGAAUAUUGUUCUGUCGUGGGAACCUGGGAGUGAUCACAACAGCUCGAUCACAGAAUUCGUGGUGGAGUAUGAGGAGAGCCACUGGGAGGCUGGCAGGUGGAGGGAGCUGCAGAAAGUCGCCGGUAACCAGGCAACAGCCGAGCUCUUUCUACAGGGAAACCUUAACUACCAGUUCAGAGUGUAUGCUGUUAAUGCCAUUGGACCCGGACCACCCAGUGAGCCCACUGAGAGAUACCAAACAUCCCCUGUCGCUCCUGACAAAAACCCAGAAAAUAUCAGAAUUCAAGGCCACCUUCCCCAUCAAAUGGACAUCAGCUGGGAUCCACUCUCACCGACUGAGUUCAAUGGCCCAGGCCUUGAGUACAACGUGAGCUACAGAAAACUGGGGGUACAAGAUGACUGGAAGGUCCACCUGGUCCAGAGACCUUCUUUUGUCGUAAAGGACACCCCCACCUUCAUCCCCUACGAGAUCAAAGUCCAGAGCCGGAACAGCUUUGGCUCAGGUCCAGAACCUAAAACUGUCACAGGUUACUCUGGAGAAGAUGUUGUCUUUUGGCAUUGUCUGCGGGAAAAUGUGUCAGUUCCCACUGCAGCACCACAGAAUGUAGCAGUCGAGGUGAUCAACUCCACUGUUGUGAUAGUCAGCUGGACCCCUGUUACACCAGCCACAGUGCGAGGUCAUUUAGGGGGUUAUAAUGUUUACUGGCAGAAGAUCAAAAGUCUCCUGAACCCCAGCAAGAUUUUAAAUAAGUCCAACUCGAUGUCUUUUCCUGGAAACUGGAGUCAUGUCAUCGUGCCGGAGCUUGAACCUUUCUCGGAGUACAAACUGAUCGUCAGCGUUUUUAACAAAAAGGGAAAAGGGCCUAAGAGCGAUCCAGUCAACUUUAAUACUCCAGAGGGAGUUCCAGGGUCAGUGCCCAUACUGACCACUUCCAACACUCAGAAAGACUCAGUAUUGCUGGUGUGGGGGCCGCCGCGGGUGACGAAUGGCAUCCUGUCUGGUUAUUUCCUGCUGCAUCACCUCCUAAAUGAGACGUCACUGGAGGUGAUGGAUUCCCAGGAGACGAACAUCACUGGAGCUGACAUCACGCGGUGGGAACUCACGGGCUUAAAGGAGGGCAGUCUCUACCGCUUCCACCUCAGCGCCUGCACUCAGGCAGGCUGUGGCCCUCCGCAGGCCCAGGAGAGCAGAACUGUGUCUGUAGAAGAUCGGUCCUGGUCUCCAGCUGUGGCCCCUGUUCAGAACAAUCUCAACUGCUCCCUAUCUGUUCCCAGUUCGAUCACAGGCAAUUCUUCUCAUUUUCCUUUAGUUCCAGCUCUGUUGAACAUAAGCUCUUAUGUGAGUGACACCUUUGCUAAAAUCAGCUGGACUACCGGAGAGAAGCAGGAGGACUUUCAGCUUUAUGUGGCUUAUAUGAAUAACCGUGAUGGUAACUGGCACUUCUCAGAGGCUGUAAACACUUCCCAAAAUUUCCACAUUAUUGAUGGGCUCAAACCCGGGACACUGUACACCGUACGGCUUGUGGCUAAGCAGCUACUUGACAAUGCUAGCAUUUUCGAAGACGUUAUCCAGACACAAGUCACAGGUGUAUCCAGUCGGAUGGACGACGUUACAACUCAGCGCUGGUUCAUAGGGACCAUGUGUGCUGUGGCCUUGCUCACCCUCGUUGCGCUCAUGGCAUGCUUUGUGCGAAAAAACAAAGGUGGCAAGUAUGCAGGUACGCCGCCACCCCGGCAACAAGACAUGCUCUCCAUGGCAAAAGUGAAAGAAAAGGAGGAUCUGUACCCUGAUGAGGAGUCACAAGGAAUGAACGAUGAUGCCUUUGAAUGCAGUGACAGCGACGAGAAGCCGCUGAGGAGAGACGACGACCUCGGGGACAGCGUCAGCAGAGACAGCUUGGUGGGCUACACGGACGAAGAGGCAGAGUUCAAUGAAGAUGGUUCGUUCAUCGGAGAAUAUUGUGGACCCAAGUACAGGGGCUCUAUUAGCGAACCUAGUGGACCUAGUCCCAUCUCUGCCUAAAGCCAGGCUUCACGAUAAGCCUUCAAAUCAGGUUGCAUUUUAAAAUCUGCUGCCAUGACAAUAUCCAACACAUUCUCACUCCCAAGUCGUCACAUAUUGACGUUUUUCAAAGGUCCCUUUGCGUCCAA